Messenger RNA from Rotaria socialis, 3945 nucleotides. The record is from the annotation of a GenBank genome assembly. NCBI's taxonomy places the organism in Eukaryota, Metazoa, Rotifera, Eurotatoria, Philodinida, Philodinidae.
AUGGCAUCUACACAUGAUUUUACUUUCUCUAUGACUAUACCGAUGAGCCAAUCGAAGAUCUGCAAUACAAUAAAUAUCGAUAUUAAAAACUUACCAUGUGCGAGCAAUGACUCUUCGAAAUUAGCCUAUUCGUAUUCAACUGUCGACAAAAUUCUUCAAUGUUCUAUAUGUCUCAAUCGUUUGUACGAUCCACGUACAUUACCAUGUCAACAUGCAUAUUGUUACACGUGUCUGAAUAAACGUGUAGCAACGAAUAGGUCUCGCCCGAAAUUAAAUUGUCCUAUAUGUGGUUAUAAGUCUUCAUACAGAAGUUCCGAUCAGUGUCCUAAAUCUCUUAUUCAUAAUCAACUUCUUGAUUUAAUUCCACUGAAUUAUGAUGUUAAUGGAAAAUGUUAUAAAUGUCAAGAAAAAGAUGUUUUAAAUUUAUGCCCAUGUUGUGAUUAUUAUUUAUGUAGAAUGUGUCGAGACAACGAUCUUAGGCUAAUAUUAAAUAAUCUUCACAAUAUAUUUAAUGCAUGCUAUAAUAAUCGUGAUCAUAUACAAUCGAUAACUUCAAUAAACAUAGACACUUUAUUAGUUAAAGCUGAUUUAUUGUUAAAGAGCCCACAAACAAAAGAAUUUAAGGACAUUUUAUCUCUAUUUUAUGAUUUAAAUUAUUUCUAUCAACAAACAAAUACUUUGCCAGUAACAGUAGCGAGACAAACAAUUGAAGAUUCAAUAAAAAUAGAUCCUUUAUCUAUGGAAUCAGCAAAUUAUUUCAAUCAACAAGAACAAAUUAAUGAUGAUAAUGAUGAUGAUGAUAUUAUUUAUAUUAAAACAAAAGAUGAAUUGCUUCAUAGCCAAAAUCAAGGAGCUAAAGAAAAAAGACCAUUUCUACGAAAACGUCAAGGUCUUGCACAUUUUCAAGCACCACCUAAACGUCGUCAAGCAUGUCCGAAAACAACUGAUACAACUCAUAAUACAAGAAAUGAGACUGCUAAACGACCAUCAAGUGCCAGUAGUACAAGUAGUAAUUCGCGUUGUGCAACAACAAAUCAAAGAUCACGUGCUAAUUCAUCAUCUGCAACGAUGAUGUCCAAUCGACAAGCAUCACGUUCGUCAGCGAAACCUAAACCAACUAAAACAAUAAAUAAUACAAAUUCAACUAAACAAACAGCUCCUAUUUCUACUCAAAGUAAUUUAUUAGGUAAAGUUGAUCUCGACGAUGAAGAUGAUUUAUUAACAAAAUAUCAAUCGAAGCAAAAUCCGGUCGCACACAAUGAUAAUGAUGACGAAUUUACAACUUCGAUGAAUAAAUUCAAUUCUAAUAUACAAACAAUGAUUGAAUCGAAAUGGAAUGCAUAUAAAACAUCGUUUCAACAUAAUGAAGAAGAACAAGUUGAUGACGAUGAUGACGAACAUUUAUAUUCUACUAGUCGUCAACGUACAUCGAGUCGUAGUAGUGUUAUUCAAUCAAAAGUUUCAUCAGUUCAACCUAAAAAAGAUUUAGAUGAGUUUGAAAAACUAGAACAGUAUGCCGAAGAACAUCCAUCAAUGAUCAGUACAGCAUCUUUUGUUGAUAAAGUAGUUUUUAAUGAUGAUCAAAAUUCUAAAACAGUAGAUGUAUUCGUUAAUCGUUUAAUUCAUUAUCAUAAAGAAGAUCAUGAUGAUGAACCACAUGAUUUAUCAACAACUACAAAUCGUAUUCGACAACGAAAAAUUAUUCCAUUUAAGCAGAAAGUUGAAACUCGCAUUGAACAAAGAACAGCACCCACGACUACCAUAUCAAGCGAUCGUGAAGAUGACGACGAUGAUGAUGACGACGAAGAUCAUAAAUGGGAUGAUGUUGAAGUAGCUAAAGUCAUACCUAUUGUUGCCGAUGAAUAUAAUAGUGAUAGCGGUAUUAGUUCAUUUAAAACUGAUUUUCCUCGACAAUCACAUUAUCAACCAAAGAAAGAUUCAGCACGUUCAUCUGAUUUUGGUGAUGAUCAAUCAUGGGCUGAUCGUGUCAAUCCUGCACCACUCAAUACAUUAAUGCUCAAUACAUUUCCAGGUUUACGACAUACGGUGCCAACGCCAGCAUCAACUCUUCCUCCUCCUCUUCCACCACCGCCACCAGCAUCUGCCUCUGAACAUAAUCAAGAUUAUAGUCGUUUAGUGCGUGAAAAAGCGAAAGAAUUAGAGAAACAAAUUGAAUUAUUUGAAAAAGAAAAUGCUAAAUUGCAAUCGCUGUGUAAUGAACGUAAUUUAGCUAUAAAAAAAUUAAAACAAGAUCGUGAUGAAUUCGAAAAAACGAAACAAAAAGAAACCGAAGCAUUCAAUCAAAUGAAAGAAGAGGAAAUGAAAAGGCUAAAACAUGAAAAACGUCUAUUCGAACAACAUCGACAACAACUACGUGAUCAUCCGGAUAAACGUGAACGAGAAGAAAUUGAAUUAUUAAAAAAACAAGUUUCAACUUUACAAGAAGAUUUAAAACAACGUGAAACACGUUGGUCAACAACAGUCAAUCGUUUAAAAGAACGUAUUGAAACGUUGGAAUAUGAAAAUGCUGAAGUGAAACAAGAAAAAGACAUUAUUGAACGUAAACGACUCGAACUUAUGCAUCAGCUACAAACAAUGUCUAAACAAUCAUCUGCAUCACAACAACAACAACAACAACUGCUACUAAACGACGAUUCGUUAUCGACAACGAGAAAAUCUCUUGUUGAACUUCAACAAACUAAACAACGUCCAAAAAGUACCGUACCAACAGCAACAUCAAAAACUCAAUCAUUACCGAAAACUAUGGUUGUAAGAAAUUCUGAACCACCUACUAAGCCAAAAGUAACAUCAAAUGGUCGACGAACACCAACAGCCAUCAUUGGUGUGAACGGAAUAAAAAAUAAUGUUGAUACAUCAAGAAAAUUAUCGUCAUUACCAACAACAAAACGUCCACCAUCAACGAGUGACUUAACCGGAACAAUAGAAUCAAUGCCAAUACCAACAAUUAUUGAACCACCUAUUGUUAUAUCAGAAAGAGCUGAUUCAGGAAAUGGUGGAAGUGAUGAAGAUAGUAAUCGAUUUGAUCGAAAACAUAAUGAACAUAUAUCACCACCUUUAUCAUCUAUUAUCAAUUGUGAUUAUCAAAAAGCGUUCAUGGAUAAUGAUGAAACAAAUUAUUCAACUGCACUUGAUUAUAAAUCAUUAUUAACCAUGGCUACACGUACAACAUCAUCAGCGGCAACACUUCUUCAACGACAUCAAGAAACCUUAUCAUUUCUUGAUCAACCAACAAUAAAACGGCAACCAUUAUCAAUAACAAAUAAUGAUUCUAUCAUUCCAACAUCUCAUAUGAGUAUGCCAUCAACAACUAAAAGUAUAACUUUUAAAGAAAAUCUAUCGAUGACAACCAAUAACGCAGUCCUUGAAGAAGUUCGUCAUAAUGAUGGACGUGUUGAACGUAUUAAAUCGGAUUUAUCGAAACAAAUCGUAUUUCCGAAUGGAUCAAAACAAGAAAUAAGCGCAGACGGAAAACAAAUACGCGUUCAAUUUUAUAAUGGUGAUUAUAAAGAAAAACUAUCCGAUGGUCGUUGUAUAUAUAAAUAUGCAAGUACAAACACAACUGAAACUGAAUAUCCAGAUGGUACACAUAUAUAUGAAUUUCCAAAUGGACAGAUCGAAAAACAUUUACCUGACGGACGACAAGAACAUAUUUUACCUGAUAAGACCAAAAAUAUUUAUUUAACGGACGGUACAAUUAUAUCAAUAAAAACGAAUGGAGAGAAAUUUAUUCAACAUCCAAAUCAAACAAAAGAAGUUCACACAGAUACCUAUAAAAGAAAACUGUUUCCAAAUGGUUCGAUUUUAACAGUAUUCAAUACGGGUGAACAAGAAAUACGUUAUGCAAAUGGAAAAAUCAAAAUCAAAGAUGCUCAAGGCAAUAUUAUUAUAGAAAAAAAGACUCCGACGAAUAAGAAUAAUAAAUAG